CCAACCCAUCAUCCCAGGACCACCACCACCAAACUCUCCCUCCACUCAGCACCGCCCAGCCUCCGGGAACCCCGAGGAGCCGGUCCACACCCUGUCCGCUCCCUGCAGGACGGGACCCAGCGCCGACCAGACCCUCCCGCCACCGCCGCCGUCCUCCACGGACCCAGCCGGGGGGACUGUCCGCCACCCCUCUACCGCCCAAGCCAUGAGCAUGGAGAACAUGCUGAGGGACAUCGAACUGGCCGGGGAGCCGGCGGGGAAGACCGCUGGGGCCCGGAGGUUCGGGCACUGCCUCUGCCUCAGCCUCAUUUCCUUCUUCCUCGUGGCCGGUGCCACCACGCUCUUCUGCCUGAUUCAUUUUGGGGUCAUUGGCCCUCAGGACCGAGAGCAGGACAGCCCCCUCCUCCCGCUCACGCAGAUGCUAAAAUCCUAUCAGCCUUCAGCAGAGAAGCCCGCUGCCCACGUUGUAGCCAAUUCCCAGGAAGACAAGAAGCUGGUCUGGGUGGGCGGCCGUGCCAACGCCCUGCUGGAAGGCAGUGUGAUCCUGAACAACAACCAGCUGGUGGUUCCUGCCUCCGGCCUCUACCUCGUCUACUCUCAGAUCCUGUUCAAGGACAGCAGCUGCCCCGCCAACCCCGACGACUCCCCCAUCCUGACUCACAACGUCUCCCGCUUCUCCGAGUCCUACGAGCACGAAGUCUCCAUCCUCUCGGCCAUCAAGACCCCCUGCCAGGGCGGGGCCAAGGGCACCUGGUACGAGCCCAUCUACCAGGGGGGCAUCUUCAGGCUGAACCAGGGAGACAGGCUCAGCUCCCAGACCAACAGCCCCGAAUAUCUGGACUUUUCCAUGGAAGGACAAGUAUAUUUUGGCAUCAUUGCCCUGUGAGGCAGUCGGAGGGACCCACCCCCCCGGCCUCUCCG
Molecule: messenger RNA, 921 nt
Organism: Tachyglossus aculeatus (Australian echidna)
Lineage: Eukaryota; Metazoa; Chordata; Mammalia; Monotremata; Tachyglossidae
Gene: TNF
Product: tumor necrosis factor
Exons: 4
Coding region: 206-886 (226 amino acids)
Biological process (GO): positive regulation of transcription by RNA polymerase II; tumor necrosis factor-mediated signaling pathway; extrinsic apoptotic signaling pathway via death domain receptors
Cellular component (GO): membrane; cell surface
Molecular function (GO): CD40 receptor binding; cytokine activity; tumor necrosis factor receptor binding
Source: RefSeq, a predicted model, not a curated record